CUUCCAUACAUGUUAAUGGUCCAGUUUGAAAAGCGUCAGGCUCCUCUGCAUGCACAACCAUGCGCUAAGCUCCUCUGCGCAUGCGCAAAGUUCCAUAACGGCGGACGACAGUCUCGUUUUGCCUCUUUUUUCCGGUAUACGGUAGAAAUUUACAUCCACUUCUGCGGCUACAGACCGAGAAGAAGCGACUGGUGAAGCUAAGAGGAAAUAAAACAUUAUUUUGACUUUUUUAUGCGUGAAAUGAAGCCGCUACAGAGCUGUCGGUGCACAAGAAGUGUCAUCACUACGGUUCUUUGUCUGCAAUGAUUCAAGCAAUCAGAGUGGAAGUGGGAUUUUUUUCUUUUAAGUAAUUUACAUUUAGUAGUAAAUGUUGCUUCGGCUCUUCAAACAGAAAAGAAAGAUGAGGAUGGAGGAAAACAGGACAAUCCGCUGAUUUCUGCUUCACGCCUGCUUUUGAUGAUGCAACGUGGUGAAAUUUGUCACUUUUGAUCUUUUCCUGACCCUUUGACUCCUCUCUCGGAGCCGACUGACUCACGGCGCUCUAAACAAACAAAGCUGCAGGCCUGUAAACAUCCUUAGACCGCCUCCCUCUGUAGAUGCUCUUGUCUCUGACGAUCUUCCUGUCCAGGCUCCACCGGCAUCUCAGAUUCAUGUUCAGCUCAGACAGACUCACCGUCCCAGAUUAUGUCAGCCGGCUACAGAGAGGGAGGGGCGGCUCCGGGGGCGAGCCCAAGCCGACCUCCCCGGGCAUCAAUGCCGACGUCCGGGCUGUCUUGGACACCUCACUCCCCGCCUUGCGCUCCGCCAUCCAGACACUCAAAGCAGCAAAGGAAAGCUCUGAUUCAGAUGAGACCCGCAGGGCCGUGGCGGAGAUCUAUCAGCUAGUGGAGGAAGCCUGGGUUUUACCCACCGUGGGUCGUCAAGUGGCCGAGGAGAUCUGCAACAGGAUCCGGCUGGAUGGAGGCCUGGAACUGCUGCUGCUGCAGCUGCAGCAGACACCUGCUGUGGAGAUCAUGUAUGAGUCUGCAAAACUGCUGGAGCAGAUAUUGAUCUGUGAGAACAGGGAUUACGUUGCCCGCAUGGGUCUGGGUGUCAUCCUCAAUCUGACCCGACAACAGGACGAUGCUCAGCUGGCUCGCAGCGUUUCUGGCAUCUUGGAGCACAUGUUCAAACACACAGAGGAGACGUCCAUCCACCUAAUCUCCAACGGCGCUCUGGACGCCCUCCUGUUCUGGUGCCGCGGCACAGACCCCACCGUGCUGCGUCACUGCGCCGUGGCACUGGCCAACUGUGCCAUGUACGGAGGCCACCGCUGUCAGCGGUGGAUGAUCGAGAAGCAGGCGGCCGAGUGGCUCUUCCCUCUGGCGUUUUCCAAAGAGGAUGAGCUCAUCCGCUUCUACGCCUGCCUGGCUGUGGCGGUGUUGGCUGCAAACCGAGAAAUUGAGAAAGAGGUGGUGAAAUCAGGCACCCUGGACCUGGUGGAGCCGUUCAUCUCGUCUCUGGAUCCGGACGACUUCACUCGCUGCUUACUGGACAGCGCAGACUGCAUGCAGGGGAGGACAGCGUCUGACCUGCAGCACCUCUUACCCUUACUGGAUGGCAUCAGAGUGGAGGGAAAGUGCAUUGCUGCCUUUUAUCUUUGCGUGGAGGCCAGUAUCAAAUCCCGUCAACGCAACAUGAAGAUAUUCCAAGAGAUCGGUGCAGUCCAGAGCCUGAAAAGAAUCGUCAUGUACUCCAGUAACGACACGGCCUCUGGCCUCGCCAAGCGGGCACUGAGUAUGAUGGGAGAAGUAGUGCCAAAGCGAAUCCUGUCAUGUGUGCCUAACUGGAAAAGCUGCGAAGUGCAGACGUGGCUGCAGCAGGUUGGCUUUAGUGCCUUCUGUGAUCGUUUCCAGGAGCUCCAGGUGGAUGGAGACCUCCUGCUGAACAUCACCGAUCAAGAUCUAAGCUCUGAUUUGGGCAUGGCUGCAGGUCUCACACGCAAGAGGUUUCUGAGAGAUUUACGUGUGCUGAAGACUUACGCCGACUACUCCAUGUGCGACCCAAACAACAUGGCUGAUUUGUUGGUCGAAGUGGAUCCCCGUUUUCGCCAGUACACCUACGGCCUGGUCCAGUCAGGAGUGGACCGCAGCAACAUCCAGUGUCUGACCGAUCAGCAACUGCAGCACGACUGCCACGUGGAGAAUGGAGUCCACAGAGCAAAGAUACUGUCGGCCACACGGAGGCCCCUAAAGCCGUGUCACACAGACGCCCAGCCUCCAGGACCCGACGUGUUCAUCAGCUACCGUCGGACUACCGGCUCCCAGCUGGCCAGUCUGCUGAAGGUGCACCUACAGGUCAGAGGUUACAGUGUCUUUAUAGACGUGGAGAAGUUGGAGGCUGGGAAGUUUGAGGACAAACUCAUUCAGAGUGUUCAGAGGGCCCGCAACUUCAUCUUGGUUCUGUCCUCCAAUGCCCUCGACAAGUGCAUGGGUGACACGGACAUGAAGGACUGGGUGCACAAGGAAAUAGCCACGGCCCUGGCUGGUAAGAAGAACAUCGUCCCUGUCAUUGAUAACUUUGCAUGGCCGGUCUCCAGCUCACUUCCAGAGGAUAUGAGGCCUAUUCUCAACUUCAAUGGCAUCAAAUGGUCCCAUGAAUAUCAGGAAGCCACCAUCGAAAAGAUCAUCCGCUUCUUGAAAGGACAGCAGGACACGACGGAUGGCUCCAAAGACCAGAAGAAAAAGGAAACAAACCCGGUUUAAACGGCGGCUGCAGAAAGCUGCACAGCAGCUUUACCUCCUCCAGACAAAUGCAUGUGAAGUUCAGGGUGUUCAGAUAACUCCACCACAUGAAUAAGUUAAACAACAGGAUGGGAGUUUUAGACUUCGUAUAAUAAAAUGUAACGCCAGUCUCCACAUGCUGCUGUGUUUGUGUGCCCACGCUAGUAUCAGCCUUCUGUUUCUCAGGUAAAUACCCAACUGACCAGCAGCAUCAACCAUCAGAGACGACACCAUCUUUAACUCUGUGCUGUAAUCUAUAACACGUGUAUCAUAAAGUGAUGCAGGUCACUGAUCUGACUCGGCAGAUUUUUAUGUUGAGAAGAAACUUAGUUUUUGAUAAAACGGAGAAGUUUCAUCUAAGCUUUUAUUCAGACACUAGAUAUGUGGUGUAAGAUUACCCAUAAAGCUGUUAAAAUGAAAAUAAACUGUCUCUGUGUUGCAAAAACCCACAGGUGUUUUAGUAAAGUUGAACAAACCUGUGUAGCGACACCAGCACCACUCUGCUCCGACUCAAAAUAUUUAUGAGUUCUGUUUUUCCAUAAAUAAGCCUUAAAAAUUUCUGUCCUUUUACUCGAGCCUGCACUCACAUUAAAGAUUAAAGUCCUAUUAGUCGUCA
Molecule: messenger RNA, 3378 nt
Organism: Nothobranchius furzeri (turquoise killifish)
Lineage: Eukaryota; Metazoa; Chordata; Actinopteri; Cyprinodontiformes; Nothobranchiidae
Gene: sarm1
Product: sterile alpha and TIR motif containing 1
Biological process (GO): response to axon injury; negative regulation of MyD88-independent toll-like receptor signaling pathway; signal transduction
Cellular component (GO): dendrite
Molecular function (GO): protein binding; signaling adaptor activity; NAD+ nucleosidase activity
Source: RefSeq, a predicted model, not a curated record